CGAAAAGAAAGGAGUCGGCGGACAUGAACCGGGCCUGGGCAAGUUGGUUGGUGAAAGUGGAGUGAAGACCAAAGGCAAUGGAGGUACCACCUGUAAGCAGUGCAAAGAUUUUGCUGGAAAGGAGUCUGCCAUCUCUGCCUCUACCGAGUCGACGUCAACUGCGCUCUAUGAGAAGGUGCCAAGUCUCAAGAAUAUGUCUGACGAUGAUGCUGCUGCUGGCCUGUCAACUGAGUGCUAAAACUAGGAAAAAAAGAGACAUACCAGACAUUGUUAGCUUCAUCCACGACCAAAUGAGAAAGAAUAAGAGACAAGCUUAUGCUGUUUCGACUGCUGCAGGUCACCAAACAUCUGCCGAGUCAUGGGGAACUGGACGUGCUGUUGCUCGUAUUCCUCGUGUUCGUGGUGGCGGUACUCAUCGUUCUGGUCAAGGAGCUUUUGGGAAUAUGUGCCGUGGUGGUCGUAUGUUUGCUCCAACAAAAGUUUAUCGUCGUUGGCAUCGUCGUAUCAAUAUUGCUCAACGUCGUUAUGCUGUUGUCUCUGCAAUUGCUGCAACUGGAGUGCCAGCAUUAGUUCAGGCACGUGGACAUGUUAUUGAUCAAGUUAGCCAGGGGCGUAGCCAGGGGGGGGCUGGGGGGGGGCUGAAGCCCCCCCCCCCCCGAAAUGGGAGAAAGGGGAGAAAAAUUAGGAGAAGAAUUAGCAAAAAAGUGAAUUUUUUUGGCCUACGACCUUCCAAAAUUCAAAAAAUUUUCGCCUGCGGCGCUGAAAAAGAAAGAAAUCUGGCUUCUUGA
Meloidogyne enterolobii is the source of this 788-nucleotide messenger RNA. NCBI's taxonomy places the organism in Eukaryota, Metazoa, Nematoda, Chromadorea, Rhabditida, Meloidogynidae. The record is from the annotation of a GenBank genome assembly.